Panicum hallii is the source of this 1445-nucleotide messenger RNA. Its product is annotated as ankyrin repeat domain-containing protein 2A-like. Lineage: Eukaryota; Viridiplantae; Streptophyta; Magnoliopsida; Poales; Poaceae. The record is from RefSeq and is a predicted model, not a curated record. Bases 113 to 1084 code for a protein of 323 amino acids. Gene Ontology annotation, molecular function: chloroplast targeting sequence receptor activity; protein binding. Gene Ontology annotation, cellular component: chloroplast outer membrane. The transcript is spliced from 8 exons. Gene Ontology annotation, biological process: protein targeting to chloroplast.
UCAGUCCUCGCCUUGUCGCCCCGCUCACCAGGGUUUUCCUCUCCCGAGUCCUCGCCUCAGCCCUCCGUCUCCCUCGCAAGCAUCGCCCUCGCGCCGCUCCGGCCGAUUCCGCAUGGCUUCCGACGGGAGCAAAACUUCGAAACCAGAGAAGCUGUCCGGAGCAGCGGGCGCCGGCCUCCCCAAUCCUUUUGAUUUUUCUUCUAUGAGUGGCUUGCUCAAUGAUCCAGCGAUAAGAGAGAUGGCAGAGCAAAUUGCAAGUGACCCUGUGUUCAACCAGAUGGCUGAACAGCUUCAGAAAAGUGCUCAGGGUGCUGGAGAACAGGGUAUCCCUGCACUGGAUCCUCAACAGUACAUGGAAACAAUGCAACAAGUCAUGCAAAAUCCUCAGUUUGUGUCAAUGGCAGAGCGUCUUGGGAAUGCUCUAAUGCAGGAUCCUACUAUGUCCAGUAUGCUUGAGAACUUGAGUAGUCCAGCUCAUAAGGAGCAGUUUGAAGAGCGAAUGGCUCGUAUCAAGGAAGAUCCAUCCUUGAAGCCAAUCCUUGAUGAGAUAGAGAAUGGUGGUCCAUCUGCAAUGAUGAAGUACUGGAAUGACCCUGAGGUUCUUAAAAAGAUUGGCCAUGCAAUGGGAAUUAACCUUCCAGGAGAUUCUAGUGCUUCCACCGAACUCUCUGGACCUGAAGAAACUGAGGAAGAAGGCGGGUAUGACGAUGAGUCCAUUGUUCAUCACACUGCCAGUGUUGGUGAUGCAGAGGGUCUGAAGAAAGCUUUAGAUGGUGGAGCAGACAAAGAUGAAGAGGAUGCUGAGGGAAGAAGGGCCUUGCAUUUUGCAUGUGGCUAUGGCGAGUUGAAGUGUGCAGAAAUCCUUCUGGAGGCUGGUGCUGCAGUUGACGCCCUGGAUAAGAACAAAAACACCCCAUUGCAUUACGCUGCUGGGUACGGUCGGAAGGAAUGUGUGGAUCUUCUGUUAAAUCACGGUGCUGCUGUCACGCUCCAGAAUCUGGAUGGUAAGACCUCCAUUGAGGUUGCCAGGCUCAACAACCAGGAUGAGGUUCUCAAGUUGCUGGAGAAGGAUGCUUUCCUAUAAGAACCCCUGGGCUAAAGCGCAUGAACUCAUCAAACUAUAGGCUUCAACAUUGGUUCAUUUCGGUUCGGUGUGGUCGUGCGCAACUUGUGAUUUUGAUGGUUUUUUUCAUGGCGAUGCCCUGCGUUUCAACUGGUCCAUGUGUUGCAGUGCAAGAAGUGCCAGGGCUUUUGUUCGUGUUCCUCCAUAUAGAGCUUCACAGUUGUUACAGGAAUUGAUUGCAAGGUCAAUUUGAAGGUUAUUUUUUUUCUUUUUCCCAGUGUUUUCUGUGAAAAAGGGCCGGCAGUCGUAUAGCCCCUGGAUUAAUGUCCGCGCUUGAAAUGGGCAAUAAUUUUAAGCAAGCUUGGUGAAAAAUGGUAGAUUA